AUGGCCCCCGAGUCCCGAGUCCUUCCGACGGUGCACAACGAUUCUGACGGCGCCUCGUCGCUCACUGCGUCCGCUCUCAAGACUGUCCGUACGGCCGUUGCUGUCCCAGAAUCUGAGCUCAAAAGAUGGCGACGCACCUUCGAUGCCAAUGCGACGGUCAUUAACGGAGAGAAAUUCCUUGAGCCCGAGGGUUUCGUGAACGCCAUCGCCCCUCUUGAAGAUCUGACAAAAAUCGGUCGUCAUCAGUUCGCGAUUCUCUUUCGCGUAGCAGAUACGUCACGAAGGAACCUAGUUUCAUGGGAGGACUUUGUGGUGUUCGAGACUUUGUUGAAGCGGCCAGAUGCGGACUAUUGGAUGGCAUUCCAAUACUUCGAUGUAGACCAUUCGGGCUUUAUCGAUUAUGAGGAGUUCCGAACUGUCUUGGCCGCCAACAUUGGUCCAGAAUCUAUCCCUUUCGAUUUUGAUUGCGAUUGGGUCCAGCUUUAUCUUGGAAAGAAGAACGGCACACACGUUUUGGGCUACAAUGAAUUCACCCAAUUGAUGAAGGGUUUGCAGGGCGAACGCCUUCGUCAAGCAUUCAAAUACCUGGAUGAUGAUCAAGAUGGCUUCAUCCUCCCCGACCAAUUUAAGAGGAUUAUCCUAGAAAUUGCUGGUCACAAACUAUCGGACUCUGUCAUAGAACGGUUACCCACCUUGUGCACGCUCAGCCCCGGACAACGUAUAUCCUAUUCGGAAGUUAACGCUUUCUAUAAUGUUAUUCGAGAAAUGGAUAUGGUGGAGAGGAUCAUCCGUGAAGCGACCGCCAAAAGCAAGGACGGGCGUAUCGACCAAACUGACUUCCUCAACUACGCUUCUUCUAACUCCAGAUACUCACUCUUCACUCCUAUGGAGGCCUCCAUCAUCUUCCAUUUCGCUGGACGCGGCCUGCCCAACCAGCGCCUUGCUCUGGUCGACUUUGCACACCUUUUAGACCCUAGAUGGAAAGCACCUCAUGAAUUCAAGGAACCCACUAUACCCACCACUACCCUUCCGGCUUCCUCCUACCUUCAUAGAGUUCUGCAUUCUGGCUACAAUUUUGUUCUCGGAGGUAUCGCCGGUGCAUUCGGUGCUACCAUUGUCUAUCCUAUUGAUAUGGUCAAGGUAUGGAAUUCUGCCAGUCCGACAAUGCAAAAUCAGCGGUCGACGGUCGUUGGUCAGAUGCUUUACAAGAACAGCAUCGAUUGUGCAAAGAAGAUCCUUCGCAAUGAAGGAUUUUUCGGCUUCUAUCGCGGUCUCGGCCCCCAGUUGGUUGGCGUUGCACCGGAAAAAGCCAUCAAACUAACUGUCAAUGACUUGGUUCGAGGAAGGGCCACCGACCCCGAUACCGGUCGAAUCACCCUCCCUUGGGAGCUUUUUGCAGGUGGUGCAGCUGGUGGAUGUCAAGUGGUUUUCACCAAUCCUUUAGAAAUUGUCAAAAUCCGAUUGCAAGUGCAAGGAGAGACCGCCAAGCUCGAGGGUGCAACUCCUCGAGGUGCCGUUCAUAUCAUUCGUCAAUUGGGUGUCGUCGGUCUCUAUCGUGGCGCAUCCGCCUGCUUGUUGCGCGAUAUUCCGUUCUCUGCGAUCUAUUUCCCUGCCUAUUCGCAUCUGAAAUCGGAUCUCUUCCAAGAGGGGUACAAUGGGAAGCAGCUUUCAUUCUUUGAAACCUUGGCCUCCGCCGCAAUUGCGGGUAUGCCUGCGGCGUAUUUGACCACCCCUGCAGAUGUGGUAAAGACCCGUUUGCAGGUCGAGGCUCGACAAGGCCAGACCAGAUAUAAUGGUUUGGUCGAUGCGUUCGUCAAGAUCUACAGGGAAGAAGGAUUCAAGGCGCUGUUCAAAGGAGGACCAGCGCGUAUCAUUCGAAGCAGUCCACAGUUCGGUUUCACUCUUUUGGGCUAUGAAACUUUAAAGAAAUUUGUCCCGUACCCUUGGGAAGAGAAGCCUCGGCAGAUGGAGACUGCCCUCACGUCACGCCCUGAUGACCUCUCGAAGGUUCGAGCAAGGAACGCUCUUAGGAUCUUGCUCGACGUUCAUGGGGACUUUGGAAAGCGGGCGACUUCGUUCAAGCAGCCUCUGUCGCUGACGAACCCGAAACUCUCUUGA
Molecule: messenger RNA, 2118 nt
Organism: Coprinopsis cinerea okayama7#130
Lineage: Eukaryota; Fungi; Basidiomycota; Agaricomycetes; Agaricales; Psathyrellaceae
Product: mitochondrial inner membrane protein
Exons: 20
Coding region: 1-2118 (705 amino acids)
Biological process (GO): aspartate transmembrane transport; L-glutamate transmembrane transport; malate-aspartate shuttle
Molecular function (GO): L-aspartate transmembrane transporter activity; L-glutamate transmembrane transporter activity; calcium ion binding
Source: RefSeq, a predicted model, not a curated record